Molecule: messenger RNA, 1061 nt
Organism: Paramacrobiotus metropolitanus
Lineage: Eukaryota; Metazoa; Tardigrada; Eutardigrada; Parachela; Macrobiotidae
Product: coiled-coil domain-containing protein 86-like
Cellular component (GO): nucleolus
Source: RefSeq, a predicted model, not a curated record
UCAAUUUUGAAUUUUUUUAUUCUGUGCCGUAUGGUAUUCGAGCUGAUUGUAAAAUUAGUGAUCAUCUGCGCUCACUAAAUCAGCUGAUCACUGUUAUUCGUUUGCUCAGUAUUUUUUAAUUCGGUAUCAGCCGUAGGACGGUUUAGGAAAAAAUGGGAGAAUCUGAUGAAGAUAUAUUGCUAGUAGAUGAGGAUGAUGAUACUGCUAGCUCAGUUCGCGGAAAACCGAAGUCUGGAAGAUCGUGGAAAACUGCAAAAAACCGGUAUUCCUCCAUGAAUAAGGUGAAGCCUUUGCGUUCCUCAUGGCAGGACAAGAUGAAGAAGCAGGCUUUAAAAUUAGUUAAAGAACAGGAAUCUCAAUUCAAGGAGGAGAAAAAGAGAAAAAAAGAAGAAGCCAGGAUACGAAUAGAAGAAAGAAAAAAACGAGAAGAAGAAAAUGCACGACGCGCUGAAAUUGUUCAACCCAUUAAGAACACUGCCAAGAUAAGAAGAAUGAAACGGAAGCAACUGCGUACACUGGAGAAGCGCUGAAAAUGAUCUGUGUGUCAUUGUGUCUGAAGGGAUGUGUCCAGUGCAAGACUGCAACGAUACUCGUAGGGUGCGUCUCCAAUUCAAAGCGAAUGUAGCUUUGGGACGGUUGCUCAACCGCACGAGGUGACUGUAUGCAGUGGCCACGCCUACAGAUACGGUACGCGAAGCCACCUCGCGAGGUGGAGUUGCUGUAUCGAAACAAGAUUCGCUUCGAAUUCGGGACGAGGCCGUAGUGGCACAGAGAAUGAUACUGUAACUGGUUAUCGUUCUCUGUUGUGUUUACAGGCUAAAUCUGUAUUGUAUUAUUAUAAUUUGUAUACAUCAGUGAUUAGUACAUGCAUAAACAUUGUCCACUCUUCUCUGGGUUCUUUGACAAAACUUACUGGAAUAAAAUCAGAAGCUCUUGAAUCCUGAUCCUGUCGUUGUACUUGUACACUGGAAUAGCUUUGCUUACUGCACAUUUAGGGGCAAUUGCGCUGAGAAAAGUUAAACUAAAACUGUGGGGGUAGCAAAAACUGAACACUGGGUGGU